UCACCAUCACACAACCAUACCGGCUUGGCGCUGUAAGACAUCGAAAUCGACAUCAAAGAUUUCUAUCGCGCCCCUGACCGUCGGAAAGAUGAUGGUGGCGAAAAAAUCGACCCCAUCGGGCAUGGUGACACUGAUGAAGCCCAUUAAGCUGGCCGGCAAUGGCAACGUUAUUCUUUCGCCAGGAUCGAUCAUAACCUCCGGCGGAUCGAACAGUGCCGCCGGUAAUAGCAAUGGCAACAGUGGCAAUGGCAGUGGUUCAAUGGGUGGCGUUCGCAAGGAGGAAAAAAUCGUAUUUCAGCACGAAAACGACGCCAAACCGUGGAAGUGCAAAAGCUGCGGGCGCAACUACAAGUGGAAGAACAGUCUGAAGUGCCACAUUAAGAAUGAGUGUGGAGUUCCACCAAAGUACUUCUGCGAACGUAUGUGCGGUUACAAAACGCACAUUCACAGCAACCUGAAGCGUCACCUAAACUCGAAGUUCUGCAAACCCAACUGAGAACUGGUGCUGGCGGCAACGACAACGCCGAAAAGGGCAGCCGCUAGCGUGGUUGUUCCUCCUACCUCGUUAUCGUCGUCGUCAUCAGCUUCAUCAUCUUCAUCCUCAACAUCCUCCUCAUCAACGUCCUCGUUCGUACCAUCCUUGUCAUCGUCCUCAACGUUUGUGUCGAUGCCGUCACCGCCGCCGGUGGCCGAAACAUUAUCGUCCCCGGUUUCUAUAGCGCUAGCCGACACAAAUACACGCACCGGCCUCUUAUUAGAAGCACCGCCGGCAAUGAUUGCGGAAAUCGAGGUAAAAACCGACGAAACGGCUUCGCACCCAAUGACUAGACUGUCCCGUAGACGUGUUCGUCGUGUAGUAGCCGGGACGAGCAGCAGUGGCCAUCGAGCGCAUAUAAUUUAUUACUAACUGCAUUACCGUACUUUCGAAAAGCAAACAGGAUGACUCCGUGUGGCAAAAAGCAAUUCCUGCGGCGGGAAUUGUUGCGGUGAUUGUUGUGUUGAAACUAUCGCUCCACAACAUUUGUGCGUGCCUGCAUGUAUGGUUCAUUCAUUGCUAUCAUCUAACAUCAAUUAAAUGGACUUUAACGAGUUUGUUGAAUGAAUUCGCCAUGAUUUAGUUGUCCUUUUCCACAGCUGUGUUAGUUGGAACUCAUCACAGAUCGAAGGCUAACGAUUAAAGACAACAGUAACCGUUUUUCUCGAAAAUUUUUAAGGUUCACAUGCAGUAGGUUUGUUCUUUGCAAUAACUGAAACGAACGGAAUGGAUUGUCAAGCAUGCAUGUGGAUACAAUAUAAACAUAAACAGUUAUUUAUGCUUGCUACCUAGAGUUCUAUACCUACAACAAGCAGAAGAAGUCAGAAAAUAUUUUGUACGGAACAUUGUCGACAAAUGCAACGACAGGAUGGAUGCGACGAGACAGUGGAAAAUGGAAAAGAUGAUAGGCUUUACUGUAGCGGUCAGCAGAGACGAUAGAUGAUUAGCACUGGUAUAAGGCGUCCCAAAUAAUUUACUAAAUUUAAUGUAGAACAAUGCUAUCAUUUAUUUAUUAUAUCAACUAACGGGAUUUAGUAGCUGAAAAUCGGAAAAAGCGCGAGUGCUUAGUACUCGGUAAAAAUAACUCGGUUCAGUUUUCUUAUUUAUUUUUUAAUUUAACUUCAGUUGUUUUUACUGUAUUUUAUAUUUUUAAUUUAAUUCCAAACUCCGUGACGCGAGCUUUAUCAUUCAAAGUGAAUGAUUAGCUCAGAUUCGGUUUGUUUUUAGUUUUUGUAAGCGUGUAUUCAUUUGCCAUUUGAUCAGUACCAAAAAACCAAACAAACCAUGCCAUUUGUUUGUAGUUGCUACCGAUGAAAAGACUAACAUUAAUUUUUGUGUUUGCAUGGAACCUGGAAGUCUAGGUCAAGUAAGGAACUAUCCAUUAGUAUUGGACCAGUAAAUUUAAAAUGUUCCCAUUUACGAAUUUUUUAGGUCAUACUUGAUUUUUUACCUUUAGCUGUGCCAUAAAUGAACAAGCGAUCCGGACGAUUGCGAAGACAAAAGGGACUGGAAAAGAAAAACCAGGCAUUUCUGCAAUGUUUCGGAUCAUUACAUUUAACUUAUCUAGUCGGGAUGUACUUUGUCGUAUUUACUACACCGGUUGCCAAUGCCAGCGAAUGGUAAAUGCUACAAUUUAUUUACACAACCUUAAUUUGUAUUUGUACUCGUCCCAGUUUAAUUUAAUUCCUUAAUUUGUUGAUGGCAUACUAAGUUAUGUUUUUUAUUAAAUUUAAUGCAUACAUUUAAAAAAUUAUCAUUUCGAUUGGCCAUUGGGAUGUUAAUAUAAGGUUGUUUUAUUUUCAUAGACAACGGAGUAUUUGGUGGAUUUAUUUGCAAGUAAUUUACACAUUCCAUUUGAUUUCACGCCAUAAAAAAUGCAAAUACUGUAUUAUAGAAAGUAAGUUGAAAAUGAUACAAUUAAGACAAUUAUCCGCAGGUUGCGUAUAAAACAUGUUUGAGAGUACCAUGGAAGGUGAAGAAUUUUCAUUGAGGUAUAGAAUAGACAACACGCAAAAAUUAUAGCCAUCGCGAGUACUAUCGAUUAGACGAUAGUGAUGAUAAUAAUAACAAAUGGAACAAUAGCUGCAGUGUGACCCACUUAAUGUAAUAGGAAAAGUACCGAAACUGGAAAAAUUUUGCUAAAAGACCUGGAAUAUAGAGAAAUAUCGUUUGCAAAGAAUAUAAUAAUAGUACGAAAGGUAAAUGGUUGAAGCAAGUAUGAAAGUUAGUUCAAAAUUGUCAAAAAUCUUGAUGAAAAAAGGAAAAAGGGCUUUUGAAGAAAUGGGUAGUAUACCACAAUAUUCGUUUACAAAAGAAUAACCCUCAUUCACAGAACACAACUCACACAAAUGUACAUCAGCUUCCGUGAUGAUGAACGUUUUGCUCUGUGCUAAGAUGAACAUGUAAUUGAACUUAUGUAAUGCAACAUAGUUUAUGAGCUGGCCCACACAAUUGGAAAACGACAUGGUGUGUAGAUGGGUAAGCAAUAGAUUGCAGAUUAUCAAACUAUUGAAUGAUUAUAGCCUUAAAAGUAUUGUCAUCUGGCUACAAAAUGAUACGUCAUAUAAAUACGUGAGGCAA
Anopheles bellator is the source of this 3115-nucleotide messenger RNA. Its product is annotated as longitudinals lacking protein, isoforms A/B/D/L-like. Lineage: Eukaryota; Metazoa; Arthropoda; Insecta; Diptera; Culicidae. The transcript has a single exon. The record is from RefSeq and is a predicted model, not a curated record. Bases 89 to 496 code for a protein of 135 amino acids.